Messenger RNA from Guillardia theta CCMP2712, 1737 nucleotides. RefSeq lists its product as hypothetical. The coding region runs from base 1 to 1737 and encodes 578 amino acids. NCBI's taxonomy places the organism in Eukaryota, Cryptophyceae, Pyrenomonadales, Geminigeraceae. Gene Ontology annotation, molecular function: nucleic acid binding; ATP binding; four-way junction helicase activity. The record is from RefSeq and is a predicted model, not a curated record. Gene Ontology annotation, cellular component: nucleus; chromosome; cytoplasm. Gene Ontology annotation, biological process: double-strand break repair via homologous recombination. The transcript is spliced from 7 exons.
AUGCAGGCAAGAUGCGCUCAUCCGCAUGUUCUUGGAUGGGAUGAAGCGAUCCAGCAGGGGCUGUCCAGGUUGAACUCCAAGAAAAUCCAAUUGAGAGACUGGCAGAGAAGCGUCGUCGACUCAUGGCGCGAUGGAAAAGACUCGUUCGUCCUCAGCAGUACGGGGUCGGGCAAGAGCGUGUGCUAUCAGCUACCUGCGAUGAUUAGCGGGAAGACCUGCAUCGUAGUCAGCCCGUUGAUUUCGUUGAUGCGAGAUCAGUGCGAACAGCUCGUAGAGCAAGGGGUUUCAGCCUGCUACCUCGGCUCAGCCCAGCCAGACAAGAUGGUCCAUGGGAGGGCGAUGAGCGGAGAGUACCUCCUCCUCUACAUCUGCCCUGAGACCCUCGUCAAGAUCUGCGACAGCCUGUGGCGCCUGCACCAUGAGCAAGGGAAAGUGUGUCUGCUCGCAGUCGACGAGGCCCACUGCGUCUCCAAGUGGGGACACGAUUUCCGACCUUCGUACCUCGACCUUGGUAGAGCCUUCCAGCAGCUGCAUGAUGGGCCUCGGGGAGCGAUACCUGUGAUGGCGCUAACGGCUACCGCAAGCCCUCCAGUGCGAGAGGACGUGAUGAAGAUCCUCAGGCUGGGGAGCAGCAGGAACGGGGACAUGUUCGUGUGCCUCAACUCCUUCAGUCGCCCCAACCUCUGCUUCACCGUCCACCACACCAACAUGGAUAACCUCCAGUGCCUGGAGAAGGACCUUGCUCCGUACUUCGAGUACGCGGGAGACCCAACGCUGCUGAUGAAGGGUGACAACAGGAUCGUCGCUGGGAUCCGCACGCUCAGGGAGCACACGGUCCCUCGGGCUCGGCCAAUCUCAACUUACGUUCCUCGGAUGCCUGAGAGCAACUCGCGGGGAGGGUCGAUCAUUAUCUAUGCCCCGACGCGAAACCUUGUCAAGCUGAUUGCCAUGAAGCUGCGGAAGCUCGGGGUAUCAGCAGAGCCCUUCCAUGCCGGGCUCACGAAGCAUCACCUGCACAAGGUCCAGCAGGACUUCAUGAGGAACAAGUGCAAGUGCAUCGUCGCUACCGUAGCCUUCGGGAUGGGCAUCAACAAGCCUGACGUGCGGCUGGUCGUCCACUAUGGGUGGCCACAGGGGCUGGAGCAGUACUUCCAGGAGGCAGGACGGGCCGGACGAGACGGGGAGGAGGCCAAGUGUGCUCUCUUCGUGGACUUCCGGGGGGUCCCGUCGCUGCUGCCCUCGCAGUGCGACGAGGAGCGACGAGCGACGCUGCAGCGAGGGCUGACCGCCGUCUUCCUCUACGCCGUGAGGCUCAACCGCUGCCGUCUCCAGCAGAUCCUUAGCAGGCUGGGAGACGAGGCUGCUCCUCCCUGUCGCAAGUGCGACGUCUGCAGUCAGGGCCAGCAGCCCGAGCAGCAGCUGGGCAAAGAGGCCGCCACCUUGCUGCGCGAGGUGCAUGGGAAGGGGGGGGAGACGUGGGACAGGGGAACAUGGCAGGAGGCAGUGAGUUCCUGGCACAAGAGCUGCCCGAGCCGCAGCGUGUCGUUCUGGCGGGGGCUAGCCCGGCUGCUGCUGGAGGAGGGUGUGCUAGAGGACCUGCACGCCCCUGCCUCCCUGCUGCUGCCCUUUGGUGCCCCACGGGUGACGGAGGAAGGAACAACUUUCCUAGGGCGCUGGGACGCGGACCAGCAGAACACAACGAAGAUGCUGCGACCUGAAGCUGACAUGCUGGUCUAG